GACGGUGAUGGUGGUGGCGACUGUGGCAGUGGAUGGCGGCAGCGACGGCUGUGAUGGUGGCGUUUCGGCCGACGCGGCAGCGACAGCGGGCUGGCCCGCGCUGGCCGCCGAGGAGGCGCGCUGCCGGCACCGAGACGCCCGAGGGCGUCUGCUUCGACACCGGCCUGCAGAUCGGGGCGGUGCUCGACGCGCUCCGCUCCUUCCGCGCCGCCGCCGCGUCCGCCGACGCUUCCACCGCGGCGGGGCCUCCUGCGCUGGCUGGGGCAGGCGGCGGUGCCGCGGGCUCUCCCACCGCGGCGGGGGCCGGCGGGCGUGGCGCGGCGGCGGAGCCCGAGAGCGAGUCCCGCUUCGCCGAGGCGGCCUUUGUCUACGAGGAGGAGCUGACGCUGCGCGAGCUGCUCCUGCGCGUUCUCAGCGAGCGCAAUCGGAAGCUCCUUUUCGUCCGCGACACGGGCGGCGGAGGGCCACCCGAGCUGCGCCGCCUGAUUUCCGUGAGCGACGCCUGGCGGCUGUGCGUGGGGGAGGCUCCGCAGGUCCCGAGGGUCGAGCCAGCGCGGGGCGCCCGCGGGGGGGGGGAGCCAAUGGGCGGCAAGUGCUGCACGGACCGCAAGGAGCCCGUGGCGGGCGCGGCGGGCGCAGGGGCCCAACAGCCCGAGCGCAAGUCGCUGGCCGCCUUCGGGAAGCCAAGGUCGCUGUCCCUCGGCUAUCAGUCCAAGGGGGACGACGCGGAGAAGUUCGAUAAGGCUUACGAGGCGAACGAUUACAAGGGUCUCGUAGCGCUGCUCCCGUCGAUGACCAAGGUAGAAGCGUUCGAGGAGCGGAUGCAUCCUUGGGCUGACGACCCCAGAACGGUGGGAGCGCUCGCGGGGACGCAGCUCGCGAUCCAGGCCUCGCUCGCAGACGCCGAGAAUCCGAGCGUGAAGGAGGAGAUCUUCAGGGCCGGGGCCAUCCCUCCGCUGGUGGGCUUCCUGAAGUCGGACGAGACGGACCGCGUUCAUACCGCGGUGGUAGCGCUGAGCUUCCUGACCGCGGACUGCUCCAGCAACACGGUCGCCGCCUACGAGGCGGGGGCGGUAAAGCUCCUCCUGCAGCACAUCGGCUCCCCGCUGAUCGGGAUGCGCGCCGCGGUGGCCACGACGCUUAGGAACAUCUGCAUGGAGCGGGACGAGUACCGCGCCGAGUUCGUAGAGCUAGGGGGUCUGGACGGCCUGGUGAAGCAGCUGGCCGUCCCGGCAUCGGCCGACCCCUCGCUGCCGCUUGUGGACGUGCAGCUGGAGGCCAUCCUCAACCUGCAGGACGUUAUCGAGGACCAGGACGGUAACCUGAUCGACAAGUACGCUCAGAAGGCCCGCGAUGCGGGCGUCGUCCCUCUCCUGCAGCAGCUGGUGCUCAGCGAGGACGAGGAGGUGCAGAACUCCGCAAACGAGGUGCUGACGCUGCUGGGCGCCGCCUGA
Prorocentrum cordatum is the source of this 1454-nucleotide messenger RNA. Lineage: Eukaryota; Dinophyceae; Prorocentrales; Prorocentraceae. The record is from the annotation of a GenBank genome assembly.